Aspergillus japonicus CBS 114.51 is the source of this 207-nucleotide messenger RNA. RefSeq names its product DUF5310 domain-containing protein. The transcript has 2 exons. Gene Ontology annotation, biological process: outer mitochondrial membrane organization. Lineage: Eukaryota; Fungi; Ascomycota; Eurotiomycetes; Eurotiales; Aspergillaceae. The record is from RefSeq and is a predicted model, not a curated record. The coding region runs from base 1 to 207 and encodes 68 amino acids.
AUGCGCAACUAUGACAACAUCGCUUACCUUUUACCGAACAAGGCGAAUCUCCCUAACCUCCGACGCCUGUUCGUCGAGGCCAGGACCGAGGCCGAAGAGAACGAGCACUCCAGGACAGCGUUUUACAACCUUGUCCUUUUUAUCUCCUCGGUCGCUGUCUUCAGCUUGGUGGCUCAACGAAUGGGCGGAACGAAGUCGGGAAAAUGA